AUGGAGGGACUUUUGACAGAAAUCAAAACUGCGAGGCAUGAUACAGACUCCUUUGUUUCCCCUGCUGCCGAAGGCCAGCGUGAUGAAGCUGCAAAACACGACCUAGAUCUCAACAACCUAUCAUCACGUCACGUUAUAGAUCUACUCAAGUCGAACCCCGAUCGUGAACAGUUGUCUGCCAUUUUAACAUUUAUCGAUCCUUUCAGCAAAUCCAAUGCUACAAGGGAUUUUGAUCUCCGACUUGCAAGUCCCAUCACAGCUCAAAUUCUCCAUUUGUUAGUCAGCAUCACGAUCCCAACGCAUUGGAGAUUGUUGGACACCAAAGAGAGCAAAGGAAAAGAUGCCAAAUCCCGAGGAGCAUUAUUGAGAUGUCUUAGCAGUGUCGCUGGGCUUGGCUCCCUGGUGGCUCAAUUGCGGACUCUAAUCAGUGCCGCACGCGCUUCCUCCCAGCAAGCCCAAGGCUCAAGCAGCCAGUUCGGUAUCCGGGAUGUUUUAGCCGUGCUUGCUGCUUUGAUAGAGCCGAACGAUUUCAUAUUUCGUCUUUCCUCCGACAUAUUGAAGAUAUAUGACAACAAGACUCGACAGCAAGUUGCGUGGAGAGAACUUGUGUCGCUUGUUGCCGCCGGCAAGAUUCUAUCGACAACAGCCGAAGCUAUUACUGUUCUCGAUGAACCGCCGAUAUCUUCAAUAUCCUGGAUCGGAAAUGGCUCUCAGUACGCGGUAUGGAUUGGUCGCAAUGUCUCUCACAUGGCAGUUAAGAUCAACCCGCAUGACGAAAGCAACUGGACGUCACUUGCUCUCUUAACAGGACGAGCUUUGAGUCUUGGCUAUACUGAUCAGUUGGUCAAAGAGAUAUAUUCAAGUCUACUCCUUCGGCAGACCGUAAACGAGCCUUUCGCGUUGCUCUUAAGCCAACUCCGACAGACAGAACAAGUUUCGUUGGUUGAAGCAAUCUUCCGUGAUGUACAGCGCAAGUACUUUUCGGACGAUCUAUCCGGGUCAGUGGGUCAACCAAUUACUUCAUCGGAGACGAUCAGAGGGGUGGCAGCUUUGUGCUCCGCCGUUAUUUCUUGUCGGCCCAAUCUGGAGGGGUUAAUAGUGGAAUGGCUCUCAAAAUCCCAAGGUGGCUCGAUAACCACAUUGGGACUCCGUCGUGCACUGCUAGCCACUUAUAGUAACCGCGGUGAUGUGUUGAAAUCAAUCCUUCACCGCAGCCUGGAGCAAUUCGGAGAUAAUUUCUCUAUCAAACAUGUGCCGAAUGUCGUUCAGAAUGCAACUGCACAAGUUAUUCUCCUUUCGGCCGGUCAACUUUAUCGGCUAGAUAAAACGCAGGUGCAAGAAGCGGGCCGAUCAAGCGCGUUUUUGAAUGCAGUUUCCAAUCGACUGGCUGCGUCCUCGAACAGAGCACGCUUCCUUGGCAUGAUUGUUGGGACUGGAAUUUCUGGACUCAUUGAGACACCAGACAAAGCGCUCAAAUUCGAUCUUGAGGAAAUGCGAAGCGAGGAGGCCCAUUGGUACCUCAAUUUAACCGAAGUCCAAGACGAUAUCGGCUCGUCUGAAACAAUAAAAUCAUUGCAGGAUACACAGCCGGCAAGGCCAGAACCAAGCCGCUCCAGGCCUCCAACGAAGGCGAAACCGCAGUCCCAACAUCAGGGAACAAGCAAGAUUGUUGCAAUCGAGGAAAUCGAGGAUACUGAUGAAGAGGAAGAAGAAGAUGACGAUCUCAUCCCGUACGAGAAGCCAGACGACGAUGCAUAUGACUCUGAUGAAGACCCCACGUUGAUUCAGCGAAACAAGCCAAUAGCGCCUGUAUAUAUCCGAGAUCUGAUCCCAGGUCUUAGAGACACGGAGAAUGUCGAACGGCAUCACCUUGCCAUAACCACGGCCCCGUCCCUAAUUCGACGUAAGAUCGGAUUUGGAACUGAGCUUGCUGAACAGAUUGAGGAACUGGCUUUGACCCUCGUGGGUCUUCAGAAUGACAACAACCAUCCGACAUUCCAUGAAUCUCGCCUACAGAGCAUGAUUGCCUUGAUAGUGUCACAGCCGUUCAAAAUGGGCCGCUGGUUCACUGCCAUCUAUUUCGAUGGAGACAUAUCCCAAGUCCAAAGAUCUGCCGUACUCACAGCGCUGGGUCUGAGUGCCCGCGAGUUGGCCGGUAACGGAGAAGACGAUGCCAAAGCACUGCGUCUACCAACCACCGGCGAUACCUCAUUCCCGUCCAAGCGUCUCUCACCUGCCCUGGAAGCCAUGUAUUCCCAGUCGAACGAAUCUCCUAUCGCAACGCUCACACGUGAAAUGUCCCGCACAUCCUUGCAGCCACUCGCGGCGAACGCAGCAGAUGCGAUGACAGGUCCGAAUGCUCUCAAAGUGCGCACUUUCUCCUCGCGCAUGGAAGUUGAAAAGAAACGCCAGCAGCGUGACACCCAGCGCCAAAAUGCUACCGUUAAAGAUCUACAUAAGGUGCUCGCGGAGGGCUUCUUCUUCCCAUUGCAAGGCCGAUUUCAAAUAAUGAUGCUGCAGUUCUCAUCAUCUGCCAGUUCCUCUUACAAUCCUUUCUUCAUUCCCCAUCUUCUCACCCUUUUUCUCCAAACCCUGUCUCUCAUCCUCUCCACAACAGGUCCACACACCCCAUUCCUCCCCGGCCUCACUCACGAAACAAUGUCCCUUCUCCUUUCACUCCACACGGCCUCGGCAUCCAACGAGCCAACAGUCACUGCCGCACUGCUAUCGCUCUUCCUUGCGGUAGUAGAUCUCAACAUUGCGUCGGGUUCGAAUGGCGAGGAGCGUCUUGUUACCGAGUAUGCGACGCAGGUAAUCGAGUUGCGCGAAUGGGCUUCCCAGAUCUUUGACCGGACGCCGCCCUCUGCUGCGCGGGCUGAUCCCAGCUCGGCCGUUACUGAUCCACAGGAGCAGAUACGUACGCUUGCUGCUGGUGUCAUGGUGCGGCUUGGUGAGAUCAUGGAGCGGUACCAAGGUCGACUAAUGGGUCUGCAUUCUGGAUUUAGUUAUUAG
Molecule: messenger RNA, 3012 nt
Organism: Penicillium soppii
Lineage: Eukaryota; Fungi; Ascomycota; Eurotiomycetes; Eurotiales; Aspergillaceae
Product: telomere length regulation TEL2 family protein
Exons: 6
Coding region: 1-3012 (1003 amino acids)
Biological process (GO): protein stabilization; telomere maintenance via telomerase
Cellular component (GO): cytosol
Molecular function (GO): telomeric repeat DNA binding; Hsp90 protein binding
Source: RefSeq, a predicted model, not a curated record